Rhodamnia argentea is the source of this 1287-nucleotide messenger RNA. Its product is annotated as rRNA 2'-O-methyltransferase fibrillarin 2-like. Gene Ontology annotation, molecular function: histone H2AQ104 methyltransferase activity; rRNA methyltransferase activity; RNA binding. Gene Ontology annotation, cellular component: nucleolus; small-subunit processome; box C/D methylation guide snoRNP complex. Gene Ontology annotation, biological process: rRNA methylation; box C/D sno(s)RNA 3'-end processing. The record is from RefSeq and is a predicted model, not a curated record. The transcript is spliced from 7 exons. NCBI's taxonomy places the organism in Eukaryota, Viridiplantae, Streptophyta, Magnoliopsida, Myrtales, Myrtaceae. Bases 135 to 1082 code for a protein of 315 amino acids.
CGUUCUCCCCCAAUAAAAUGCCUCUCGAGCCGGAACUUUGUGACACCGUCUAAACUCUCUUCCUCGGCGGAGCUCUCUCAGCUGAAGUGAAACCAGCAGCUCUUCUUAGUCUCGUUUAGCUAGCUAUCACCAAGAUGAGGCCGCCUCAGAGAGGUCGUGGCGGCGGCGGAGGAUUUAGGGGCGGAAGGGGUGAUGGAGGGAGAGGAAGAGGGAGAGGUGGAGGUGGAGGUGGAAGAGGUGGUCGUGACGGAGGUAGUGCCAUGAGAGGGCGUGGUGGUGGACGUGGUGGUGGUGGUGGUCGCGGUGGAAGAGGAGGACGUGGUGGUGGUAGGGGCGGGAUGAAAGGUGGAAGCAGAGUUGUGGUCGAGCCUCAUAGACAUGAGGGGGUGUUCAUUGCUAAGGGCAAAGAAGAUGCUCUUGUUACAAAGAAUAUGGUCCCUGGAGAGGCUGUCUAUAACGAGAAGAGAGUCUCUGUGCAGAAUGAAGAUGGCAGUAAAGUGGAAUAUAGGGUGUGGAACCCCUUCCGAUCAAAGCUGGCAGCUGCCAUUCUUGGUGGGGUUGAUGAGAUAUGGAUUAAACCUGGUGCUCGGGUUCUCUACCUCGGAGCUGCUUCUGGGACCACAGUAUCUCAUGUUUCCGAUGUUGUUGGCCCUACUGGAGUGGUGUAUGCCGUGGAGUUCUCCCAUCGAAGUGGGAGGGACUUAGUCAACAUGGCAAAGAAGAGAACCAACGUUAUUCCAAUCAUUGAAGAUGCUAGACAUCCAGCCAAGUACCGUAUGUUGGUUGGAAUGGUGGAUGUAAUAUUUUCCGAUGUUGCUCAACCCGAUCAGGCGAGAAUUUUGGCUCUAAAUGCAUCAUAUUUCCUCAAGGCUGGAGGUCAUUUUGUCAUCUCAAUUAAGGCAAACUGUAUUGAUUCCACCGUUCCAGCCGAGAUAGUAUUCUCCCAGGAAGUGAAGAAACUCCAGGCGGAACAGUUCAAGCCUUUUGAGCAAGUUACUCUCGAGCCCUUUGAGCGAGACCAUGCUUGCGUCGUCGGCGGUUAUCGCGUGCCGAAGAAACAGAAAGCUGCUCCUGCAUCAUAAGAAGUCCCGGACCCGCCUUAGUUCUUCCAUCACCUGUCACUUAGUUUCUCGGGGUGCACUUGAAUGUCAGUCUUUAUGUAUCUCUUUCUUAGAUUGGAACUCCAAUGUUUUCAAGAUUUUAGGUGGGGGCUCUUGUAAUGGACCGAUAUAAUGCUGAAUCGCGUUCGAAUUUUUCCACCUUCGGGCCAGUAGUUGGGUUGGUAAA